GGGAGAUGCUCUCGUCGCAAGAGAAAACAAGCAGAGCAGCAGAAACAUAAAAUCCCAGAAUCGAGGCCUAUCGUGACAGUUAACUGGUGUUAGAAUGGAUGACGACUGCAAUGGCCGUCCCUACAUGUCAGCAGGCAGUGGAGACUCUUCGAUGGAGAGGGAGUUUUCAGGGGCCCUUGGAGGCCCCACAGUGAGCACCCCCAACAGCCAGCACACUUCUCCCAGCCGCUCUCUUAGUGCCAACUCCAUCAAAGUGGAGCUGUACAGUGAUGAGGAGCCGGGCCGCGGCACGGGGCCAGAGGAUGAGAGAGGGGACAGGGUGGAGGAGGGGGGUUCUGAGCAGGGAGGAGAGGCCGGAGGAGGGGGCUACAGGGAGCUGGCCAGUCCAGAGCCCAUGUCACCAGGAGGUGCCAUCCGGCUGCCCAACGGAAAACUCAAGUGUGACAUCUGUGGGAUGAUCUGCAUUGGGCCCAACGUCCUCAUGGUGCACAAACGCAGCCACACAGGUGAGCGGCCAUUCCAGUGUAAUCAGUGUGGGGCCUCUUUCACCCAGAAGGGGAACCUGCUGCGUCACAUUAAGCUGCACUCGGGGGAGAAGCCUUUUAAAUGUCCCUUCUGCAGCUACGCAUGCCGCAGACGGGACGCUCUUACAGGCCACCUCCGCACUCACUCGGUAUCGUCUCCCACAGUGGGGAAGCCCUAUAAGUGUAGUUACUGUGGCCGCAGCUACAAGCAGCAGAGCACCCUGGAAGAGCACCGUGAACGCUGCCACAGCUACCUGCAGAGCCUGGAGACACAGCAGCCAGCCAGCGCUCACACUCAAGAAGAGGAGCUGAGGGACCUGGAGUUCAUGCCUGACAACUUGCUGCAACCUUCCUCAGACAAGAUGGCGUUCAUCGAUCGGCUAGCCCACAGCAUCACCAAACGCAAGAGAUCCACACCACAGAAAUUUGUAGGACAGAAGCACAUGCGCCUCAGUCUGGCCGACACGCCUUACGAGCUCAGAACCGCCUUCGACAAAGACGGGGUUACGCACCACGGUGGUCUGGAGCAGCCACACUACACUAGCCUGGGAGGAGGGUACCUGGGGGGACAGGGAGUUGGAAGUGGUGGUGGAUCUGAAGGCCUCCGACCCCUACGCUUGCCUCUCCCUCACCCCUCUUGCCUGUCGGAGCUCCGGCCGGUCAUCAGUUCGGCUCACACCCCCAUGGCUACGCUGGGGCCGAGGCUAGACUGCACUGGGGCCGGGGCUGGCCUAGGGUCCACGGGUGUGGGGGGCAGGGAGGCUGCAGAGGGCCACGAGGACCUGCCCCCUGGACGCAGCCACGGCCCAUCACCUAGCAACGGUUGCCAGGACUCCACGGACACAGAGAGCAUGCCGGAUGAAGUGUUUAGCAGUGUAGCGCCUGCCCUGCCGCUCCACAACAACCACAAUCACCACAACCUCCACCACCUCCACUCCAACCACCACCCUCCCCCUCCACCCCUACUGCACCACAGGGGCAUGGACAGCCCAAGCCAUGCCAAAGACAGGGAUGGAGAGAGGGACAGGGAGGAGGGUGGCCACCCUGCUUUCCCCCCUCCCCCUGCCCUGGCCCCAGGCUCCCCCACCUCAAGGCAGGCGUUUCGGGUGGUGGAUGGAGAGGGGCACACAGUGCGCUCUUUCCGCUGUGAGCACUGCCGUGUGCUCUUCCUGGACCACGUUAUGUUCACAAUCCACAUGGGCUGCCACGGCUUCCGCCAGCCCUUUGAGUGCAACAUCUGUGGCCACCGCAGCCAGGACCGCUAUGAGUUCUCCUCCCACAUUGUCCGCGGAGAGCACCUGCCAGGCUGAGGCUGGCUGGAUGGGCCUCUGUACUUAGGGCUGUUUUUACUCUGAGAGAAGGGCCUGCUUGGGUUUGGUCUGCACUGCAUCACAAGAGGGGGUAGAAGGGGAAGGGUAGUAAAAAAAAAACACAAAAAAAACUGCUUUUUGUAAAUGAUUUGUACACAAGCAUUGAUACUGAUAUCACAUAAACCUCAACUUCAAAUAGGCACACUAGAAUGGCUCAAUUGCGUCACCUAAAAAAAAAAGGGAGAAUCUUCACUACUCUGAAUACACUUUUCAAAAUGUAUGAAUUCUUGCCAGAAAAUGCUAAGAUGAAGAGUAAAUGCACUUUUCUAUCCUCAGAAGUGCCUUUCUCUGGUGUGGUCUGUCUACCUUUCCUCUCUUAUCCGGGUAAAAAACCGGGCGCACAAAACAGUGAUGCUAUUAGCUGUUCCACUGGAUGUCAGAAGGUGAAUUCACCAAUUUGUAAGUCGCUCUGGAUAAGAGCGUCUGCUAAAUGACUUAAAUGUAAAUGUAAAUGUAGACGAUGUGAUUUAUAUCGGACUUUGUUUUCCUCUACUGCACUUUAAUCAAGAUUUUAUCAAAAAUUUAUAAUGCAAGAAAACAAACAAACAGUUGUCAAUGUGCACUUCGUUGUGCUUGCAAGCUGUAGUCAGACAUCAGUAGUCGUCUUUAGAUGCCAUUAGGCUUCCUCGGAAUUUGUCCGUUUAACAAAGCCCUAUUUGAAAAGCACUUUUAAAAAAUCCAUUCCAUUCCCUAACAUGCUUAGUCCUUGGUGGUGUGGCAGACAGACAGUGUUGUGUAAGAUUGUGUAUUUGAUGUAUAGUAGGUCAUGUAUUUUAAUAACAGUUGCGGUGCAGGCCAGGCCCAGGAUCCCAAGUCAAAUAGUAAGAAGGAUUUGAGGGGUUGGCCUCAAAUGAGUGCACUUUCCAAUUUCAGUUUGUGUGUGUGUCUGUUGGUUCUUUUGGAAGUUUAGUAAGUUAAAUGAGAGCGAGUUGAAGGCUAUCAGUGUGAAUGUUGUGGGGUGGAAUGGGGUACAGUAUGUUUGUUUUGUUUAAUUUGAUUGCUUUUGUUGCACUGAGAUAUACUUAUAUUAAACUAUUUUAUAGAGGUUAUUUAUGGCCUGCACAUUUCUCUGUGCAGUGUGUUGAAAGAAAUAAAUAUUUUUUUUAAUUCAUCUCCACAAAAGGAGAGCCACUGCCACUAUUUUGGAGUUGACUUCAACAAAGGGUGGAGAUUGUUGGCAAUUUUAGAAGGUCCCUGAUAUCCCAAUGUGUUGCUUACUAUGAAACAAACCAAAACCAAUAUUAUUUAUUUAAGUGAGACUUAAAACAAUUGUUGUAUAUUCAUUGUAUUGUGCCUUUCAUGACAUUGACCUUGCUGACAAUUCUUGCCAAUAUACAUGUUUCCACCCACAAAGAUAUCAUUGACGUUACAUGAAAUAUCCCAGCUGGCCCUGCUAAAUGCCCAAGCUGAAUCCAAAAUUUCCCUCUACUAAUCACACAUUUUAAUUUGCAGUCACUAAUUUCUCAAGUGGCCUAAUGUAGAUAUAAAUUGUAUAACCUCAUCCCAAAAGGAAAGAGACAAAGACAUGUUAAAAAAGAGAAUAACUUUUCAUAUAUGAAAGGUUUAGAAAUAAGUACAUGUGCAUGAGAUUGUUUGUCACCUGCUGCUAAGGCAUGAAUGUGUGUGUGUGUGGUGUGUGUGUGAGACCACAGUUGUCGGUGGUUAAGAUUGAGAAGGUGAUUCUUCAGAAGUGACUUUGAAAUGCUUAUUUUCGUUCAAUGAUUUUCUUUCUCAUCGGACUUGUAAUUGUUGUUUUUAUAGAGAGCACUGACGUUGGUAAACAUUUUCCUUGGAAUCAGGAAGCAUUCUGAUCCCUUCAGGCAACUUUGCCAAGGGAAUGUGAUGAAUACACAAUUUUUGAAUGAAAAGAAACAGUUUGGGCAGUUGUGGACCUACUCUUUUACCCAAUCUCUUAGUCUUCAUAUUGAAUGAACUUGGAAGCCUGUAGGAUUUAUAGUUCUUGAUUAGGGCCCAGAGUUUCCCAUGGUCAAUCAAAACUCCUGGCCCUACUUAUGACACAGAUUAAGUAUGAGAGACAGGAAAAUCUGCUGUGGCUGUGGGAUUUUUUUUAUUUUUAAUAAAUGUGAAACUCUUUACCUCAAAUGAUAAUUGCCUCUGUCGGGAGUAUGGGUUUGGUGAUGUUUGAAUUUUUCUGUGGUUAAUUUGAAAGUUUUUAAGUUGGUUUUGGCAGCCCUGUAUCUUCACUUCAUUUAAUAUUUAAUUAAUCUUACAAAAAAGGAAUGUGCUUUGAAGUGGACUGUAUACAAGAAAAUGCCUCAUCCCAAUGUCAGAAAAGACACAAUCUUCUAAAACAAUUACAUAGCACUGAAAUUGUACUGAAUUACAGGGCAUAGUUGCAUUAAACUUAAUCUGUAAUGCUGUUCUAAACGUAAUGCCUUAUGAACGGAUAUGUAAUUACUGUUCAAAGUAGAGAAAUUAUAUCUAAUGUAAUCCGAAAUGGUUGGAUUAUUGAAUUGACGUGGAAGUUCUGCAUUGACCGUUUGACGGCAGAUCAUGGAAGAGCAGGUUUAGGUGUCUCCAGAUGUGUUUCUGUGUGUAAAUCUUGCUAUUGUGCCUUUGCCCCCUGCGCCCCCUCCCUCCCCCUCUUAGGUUUUCACUGUUUGAUGUUGGCUACAUCAGAUUUGAGGACAGAACACUUGGCCAUGGGUCUUGAAAGCUCAAUAAACGGUAACACAAAUUGAUGUCAUAUGCUAGGUUUCCAUCAAAUUGGUGAAAGAUUUUAAUGUGAAUAUUCAAACAUCCGCAUAAAGAAAAUGUGAAUUUACCCGCCAGUGGUACGUUUCCACCAAACUGAUUUAUUGCAGAUAUAAAUCCGUGCGUGAUGACGUAGUGCACAAUGUACUUUUUCGCUUAAGUUUAUGUACCGAAUAAAAAAAUCUAAUGUUCAAUGUGUUUCCAUCGCAUUUUCAAUUCUACUGAUAGUUUUAUCACAAACUGUUACAUUAAAUAGCAAAUGUGCUUAUUCUGGUCUUAGCACUUGCGCCCUAGCCAACACCUUGCAGUUCAGGUAGGUUAGUCUACAAACAUGAGAUUAUUAUGAUUUAAGAGUUACAAUAUUUGUGUUUGUCAAGCAUCGAUCAUGUCACCAGAAUAAGACCCUCAAGCUCAUACCGUGCACUUCCACCACCCUGUGAAGUUCAGAACUUAUUUCAUCUGUAACCUAAUAAACUGCAUGGUUUCCAGAGUCGUAGUGGGAGGACCACACACCGUGUCAUCACGUGACUCCCAAGUUUACUUCGAUAUGAUAGUUAUAUCAAUAUUUGCGCAUAAAGGUGUUUCCACUGCCAUUUCUCGCAUACAAUUUACCAACACAAAAAGAUCCCACCAUGUCAAAAUAACAAAUUCUGUCGCCAAUUUAUAAAAUUGUACUGAAACUUGUUUCCAUCACAGCUGUUGUGAUUUGUCUUUAUACGGUAUGACUUUACUCACAUAACUGGAUGGAAAUGUGGUUAGAUACAUUUGGAAUGUUUUUUUGUUUGUUAAUUAUCAGUGUUAAUUCCAGCCAUUUCACAUCAGUCAACUAGUUACACAGGCAGCCCAAUCAAACCAAUCAAAAGACCAAAUAGUGUUAAGAUCAGAAUAGGGCUGCCUGUGUAAAUGCAGCCUAUGGGAGAAUCUUAAUUGCAUACUCCUCCCGUCCUCCUCAAAAUCCAUUGGAGGAGAAGGUCAGAGGGGCGGGACCUCUGGCUUUCUCAUCCAAUGGGUUAUGAGUAGAGAGAAUGCAAGAAGUAAGCAAACUUGAGGUUCUCCCAGUGACAAUGGUGGGGGGUUCGAUUUAAUUGUGCCUGUGCAGGCAUGUUUUGCACCGGCUGAAAGUUGACUACAUUCGAUUUGGAACCGGGCUGCCUCUCUGGCAUGAGCCAAGUGUCCCAACCUGUCCGAUUGCAAAGUCGGCUCAAAACAAAAGUUACGUAAUUAAGCAGGUAAAGUAACGAGAAGGAUUCUAUGUUUUCACAUGCGAAAGGGAUUGCUUUUGAUAAUGCUUUGUCCACCUUACCAAUGAACUAGUUUGACAAUUUUGAAAAUGUAUUUUUUGGAAAAGAGCUGUACGAUGCACCCUGGCCAGCGUAAUAACACUCCUCAUUGACUGUCAUUCCACAAAUCAGGCUGAUGGCACAAAACUCUGUAGCUUGUAGUUGACUCAUCUCACAGUUUUAGCUUUAAUUUAAAAUGUGCCUAGGACUUUACUCAGAUCUGUGAAUUAUGAUGCAAAAACAUCUUUGUUCUGUAAACCAAAUGGCAUGUACAGUUUUUGAACGGAGCUAUAUUAAAAAGCUUAACUGAAUUUAUAGCAGAUAUGUCUGGGCUUUGGUAAUAGUGUGAAAAGGCAAAUUCAGUGAACCUAACUCGACAAGGGUAAUUGGACAGGAUGUAUCUCAUACUUGCCCUGGCUGUGACCAGUACAGUUUCUUUCACAUGAAAUCCAUUUAGGACAGAAGUUCAGCAGAAAAUCCCUGCGAAGGUAAUCCUGGAUUUGAUUAUUUGGAUUACAGUUAUGCUUUUAAAACCUGGUGCAUGAGGUAACAAUGCUGUUUGCAACACUCUCCUUAUUCAGCUUUCUCCAAAUAGUCUUGAGGAUAAAUGAUUCAAGCUUAUUUUGUAUUUCUCCUUAACAGCCACCCCAGCUUCAGAGAGAACAUUUUAUUACUGACGUGCUCUUGUUUUUGUGGUUGCAUUUUGCCCUUGUUUGAAUGUUUUAUUUUUCAAGGUUUCUCUAUUGCACUGUGUUUGUGUUCCCUUUGACUUGACUAUCUGCUCUGUCACCUUUUCUCCUCCUGCCCCUGUGAGUGGUGUGGAUUCGCUUUAACUAAUGCAGAGCCUUUUUACAUGUACCAUAAUGUAAUUAAGUAUGUGUAAUCAAGAUUAAAACUACUGUAAGUUUUGUACUGUAUUGGAGAGUCUAUUCCAAAUAAAUAAACUUUACUUGG
Molecule: messenger RNA, 6843 nt
Organism: Oncorhynchus masou masou (cherry salmon)
Lineage: Eukaryota; Metazoa; Chordata; Actinopteri; Salmoniformes; Salmonidae
Product: zinc finger protein Eos-like
Exons: 8
Coding region: 95-1834 (579 amino acids)
Biological process (GO): regulation of transcription by RNA polymerase II
Molecular function (GO): RNA polymerase II cis-regulatory region sequence-specific DNA binding; DNA-binding transcription factor activity
Source: RefSeq, a predicted model, not a curated record